AUCGGGGACCCGCGGAGGCUCCGUGGCGGGGGGCGUAGGUCGUCUUGCUGAAAUCCGGGAAUCCGAAAUUCGUGCAAUAUUCCUUUCCUCUAGUCAUCAGUGUCAUAUGUUGGGUAUCUGUUAUUGGUAUAUUACUGAAGAAAACGUAUCAAGAAUGAGCUUUUGCACCGAUGAUUCCUGCUGAAGGAGCGUGGACUUUGCUGGUCUUAAAUCGGGCUGAUAAUGGCAGUUUUCCUCGUGAAUAUUUGCAAAUUCAACGGCUGUGGAUUGACGUAUCCAUCGCUUGGAGACCUAAUUCAGCACAUAGAAGAAACCCAUAUAGACUAUGACCCGUGCAAUCAGGAGCAGCAGGAGCGGCAGCAGCCCUCCUGCAUCCCCCUCAGCUCGGCGCUGCGUUUCUUCACCAACGUGCCGCGUAAGAGCGGUGGCCCGGCCAAGGUGGCGCCGCAGGCGGCGGCGGUCGUGGCCGGCGGCGGCGGCGGCGGCAGCAGCGGCGGCGGCGGAGGCGGUGCGGCCGGCCUGCCCGGCCUCGGCCGCGCCAGCUCCACCGGCAGCGCCUCGCCGUCAGUGGCGAGCGAGGAGCCCGAGUACGACAUCAUGACCGACUCCGAGGACAGCAACGACUCAUGGACCACUCAGGAAGAAUUCUCGGCGGAGUUCAUCAUGCGCUACGGCUCAAAAAUGGCCAAUCCAAAUGGCAACGAAGAGAAACCGUACUCUUGCCCCGUACCUGGCUGUAAGAAACGUUAUAAGAACGUUAAUGGUAUUAAGUAUCACGCGAAAAACGGUCAUAAAAAGGACGCCAAAAUUCGGAAGGCGUUCAAGUGCCACUGCGGCAAGAGCUACAAGACGGGUCAGGGUUUGAAGAACCACGCGGUGAUGAACCACGCCGGCACGCCGCUGACGACCAUCACCACCUCCAUGGGGGAGGUGCUGCAGAUCCCCACCAGCCAGGUGACGACGCUGCAGCCGGUGCGGGUCAGCCUGAGCGCGCUGAUGGGCGGCGGUCUGAACGCCAUGCCGGUGAAGACGGUGGCCGCGCGCCACCUGCUCAACACCACGUUCAAGGACAGCAUGCGUCGCGCGGGCGAGACCGCCAGCGCGCCGGCGCGGCACGAGGAAGAGCGCGGCCCGCAGGCCAUCACGCUGACCGGCGUGUCGCGAGGCAACACCAUACAGGUGGCAGUGCCGGCGUCGGGGAUCAUCCCGCUGGGCGGCGACAAGGAGCUGACGGCUGUGCCCGUGUCGCGGCUGCUGGCGCAGGGGCUGGGCGCCGGACUCAAACUGGCGCAGAUCGGCGCGCCGGCCGCCACCGCGCACGUGGCGAUCGCACACGCGGCGCGCGCCGAUCCCGCCGCUACAGUCGUCAGGGUCGAGCAGGUGAAUGGGCCGCGUCGGCGGGCGGGCGGCGCUCGAUAUUAG
This is a messenger RNA of Pollicipes pollicipes, 1422 nucleotides long. RefSeq names its product juxtaposed with another zinc finger protein 1. The record is from RefSeq and is a predicted model, not a curated record. Gene Ontology annotation, cellular component: nucleus. The transcript is spliced from 9 exons. Lineage: Eukaryota; Metazoa; Arthropoda; Thecostraca; Pollicipedomorpha; Pollicipedidae. Bases 223 to 1422 code for a protein of 399 amino acids.